This is a messenger RNA of Misgurnus anguillicaudatus (oriental weatherfish), 5707 nucleotides long. It is a transcript of the gene ttll7, whose product is annotated as tubulin tyrosine ligase-like family, member 7. Gene Ontology annotation, biological process: microtubule cytoskeleton organization; protein polyglutamylation. Gene Ontology annotation, molecular function: tubulin-glutamic acid ligase activity; tubulin binding. NCBI's taxonomy places the organism in Eukaryota, Metazoa, Chordata, Actinopteri, Cypriniformes, Cobitidae. Gene Ontology annotation, cellular component: ciliary basal body. The record is from RefSeq and is a predicted model, not a curated record.
AAACGUCCUAAAACAAGCAUAAACGGAGAUAAGAUUAUUUUUUUCUAGAUAAUGAAAUAAUUAUUUUAUAUUUUAGAUUAUUAUAAUGAUUAUAAUCUGAAUUGGAACCCGGAUGGAAACAUUGGUUUGUUGCUAAGAGUCCGUGCGCUCCGGAAGAGUCUAUUUAUUUAAGAAUAGGGUGGAUAUAUUAUCCGUCCAGUAAAACUAAAAGACUAAAACAUGUUGCCAUGACUACACUACAAAUAAAUAAUUAUGUAGAAACAUCUGUUACCUAUAUGAAAUUUAAGAGAUGUUGCUAAAUUGUACUAUAAUAUUAGUAUUGUCAGAUGUACAGUAUAUAUUCCCCAUUUGAGGAAUGGUCCGGUCCAACUUCAUCGUACACUUGCAUUAACAGUGCAACAUACAGGACAGAUACAGUGCUUCAUUCAUAGUCAAAUCUUUAUCUACUUUGUGAAAAUUAAAGGAAAACACACGAUUGUCAACAAUAAGUCUUAUUCACCAAAAAGCGAGGGCAGCGACCAGCACGCGACAGAGAUUGGAGCUUGUGUUUAGACACCUUGUCCAUCCGUGGCUCUGCGGAGAAGUCUUGACCUCUUUCCUUCAAGAUUUACGGUCUACAGCCGCCCUUUGUACCAUAUUCUGCCUCGUGAUCUUUGGUGGACAGAUGAUCUUGCCACCUCCUGAGACUGUUUUCACAAAGACAGCGAGGAAGAAGUAGAUUGGUGCCAAACUGUGCCUCAGAAAUCUUUAGUUAGAUAUGCCCUCACCCCCCAAUGAUGGAGACGACCAAGGAACGUCCCCCGUGAACAUGGCACCUGUGCUGUCCAAUCAGAAUGGCGUGAAGAGGAAAGUCCACACCAAGAAAAAGAAGAAGGGCUUUAUCACGGCUAACGUCGCGGGAACUAAAUAUGAAAUCGUUCGUAUUGUAAUAGACGAGGUGACUUUUCAUAAAGUCAGAGACGAUGAUGAGACGGCCAAUCUAAUCUGGAACGACUCCUCCGUGCAGCACGAGAAAAUAGCUGAGCUCAGGAACUACCAGAGGAUAAACCAUUUCCCAGGAAUGGGUGAGAUCUGUCGGAAAGACUGUUUGGCGAGGAACAUGGCCAAAAUGAUUAAAAGUCAGCCUCAGGAAUACAGCUUCAUCCCCAAAACCUGGAUCUUCCCAGCUGAGUGCACUCAGUUCCAAAACUACGUCAAGGAGUUGAAACGGAAACGAAAGCAGAAAACAUUUAUCGUAAAGCCUGCGAAUGGAGCCAUGGGUCAUGGGAUAUCUCUGAUUCGGAACUACGAGAAGCUUCCGAUGCAGGAUCACUUCAUUGUGCAGGAAUAUUUAGACAAGCCCUUUCUCAUGGAGGGCUACAAGUUUGACUUGAGAUUCUACAUUCUCGUCACUUCCUGUGACCCUCUGCGUGUCUUCCUUUACAAUGACGGCCUGGUACGGAUGGGUACGGAGAAGUAUCACACGCCCAAUGAGUCGAACCUGAGCCAGCUCUACAUGCACUUGACCAACUACUCGGUCAACAAACACAACGAAAACUUUGAGCGGGACGAAACGGUGGACAAAGGCAGUAAGAGGUCCAUCGGCUGGUUCACCGAGUUCCUCCGAACCAACGAUUAUGACGUGGCCAAAUUCUGGGGAGACGUAUCGGAACUGGUGGUAAAGACCCUGAUAGUGGCCGAGCCACAUGUGCUCCACGCCUACCGCAUGUGCCGCCCCGGCCAGCCACCAGGGAGCGCCAGUGUCUGCUUUGAGUUGCUGGGUUUUGACAUCAUCCUUGACCGCAAGCUGAAACCGUGGCUGCUGGAGAUCAACCGUGCUCCAAGUUUUGGGACCGAUCAAAAGAUCGAUUACGAUGUGAAGAAGGGGGUUUUGCAGAACGCCCUGAAACUGCUCAACAUCAGAGCGAGUGAUAAACGCAGAAAUCUGGCCCAGCAGAAGGCAGAAGCCCAACGGCGGCUGUACGGUCAGGGAUCUAUGCGUAAACUGACGGCCGAAUCAUCUGAAUGGGAGAAACAGCGUCACAUACUGGAGCGCAGGAGAGAGGAACUGAAAGAAAGACUGGCUCAAGUCCGCAAGCAGGUCUCCAGGGACGAGCACGAAAAGCGACACCUGGGGAACUACAGACGUAUUUACCCCCCUGAUGACAAGCUGCUCCUGGAGAAAUAUGAGAGUCUUCUUUCGGUUGCCUUUCAGACAUUUCUCGCCGGGCGAGCAGCUUCACUUCAAAAGGAAAUGAAUAAUCCGCUGAAACGAAUGAAGGAGGAAGAUAUCCUAGACCUGUUGGAACAGUGUGAAUUGGAUGAUGAGAAACUGAUGGGAAAAACCUCCAAACAGAAAGGACCAAAGGUCCUGUCAUCCAUGCCUGAAAGCAGCCCGUCACCCAGAGGGCACAGAGACCCUGAGGAUACCACGGGCAGCGGCAGCGACAGCAGCUCUGGCUCUGAUGCUGAUGGUGAAGAUGAAAGCAGCAGCAUUACGCAGGAGAAACUCAACAGCUCCGAACGCUCCAGUCGUGUUCAUUGGAAACCCGUCCCUAAACCGCUGCGGGGUCCUUCCUCCUCACCCAACCUUUCCGGACUCAUCCGCCGUUCCAUGUCCUGUCCGCGCUCCAUAUCCUCUCUUACUGCGCAAUCACCCACCAACGAGACCAGACGGCCAAAAACAGCUACUCAGAUGGCUAAUGCCCCAACUGCAGCCUCUCAAACAGCACCCACUAUGACGAUGACCCCAUUGAGAGCACACACAGCAUCUCGUUCCCAGUCGCUCAGUCGCAACAGUUCUGCAAACAGAGUUCCACAUAGCAGCAGUUUGGGUGCCAUUCACCCCAACACGGGGGAGACCCCGCUGAGUAAAGAGCGGGAAGCGGAGCUGAUGCAGCAGACCCUGGCGGCGCUCGGAGAGAUGAGGAUUCGUUACCCGGGGAAGAGCGAAGAGGAGGCAGAGGCCGUGCUGGACGAGAUACUGAACAACUGGAAGUUCCAUAAACCAAAAGUGGCGUCUUACUGGCUGGUGAAGUUAGACGCCACCAAACAGAGAAAGGUUUUGGACAUCGUUCGUACCAACAUCCGGCAGGUUCUGCAGAGGAUCUGGAGCGAACCGGACGUGGACAGCCUUCGACUUAAUCGCCUUCUCAACCGCGUCUUCAGCCGUCUACUCUGGAGCCAUGGUCAGGGUCUGUGGAACUGCCUCUCCAGCUCUGGCAGGUCAUCGUGGGAGAGCGUGUUCAAUAAGAGCAGCGAGGUGCUGACCACUCUGGAGCUCAGGUGCUGCCAGCGCGUCGUACAGCUGUGCAGAGACUGUCUGCUUGUGGUCUACAAGUUUGUGGCCGACUCCCGCAGUUCUCUCAGCGGACUCGGUCCAGACUGGGAUGACACAAGGUACCUGCUGCCAGUCACCUCCCAGUUUAUCAUCAAGUGCCCGUCUUCGAGUUUUGGCCGCUCAUCGUCCUCGUCACGUGCACGAGGCGUCUUUACCACGCGAAUGGGACACUUUUGAUGCCAACUGGACUCCACAUACAGUAUGCUGGGUAGAAGACAUCUAGACCUCUCUUAGAAAGGCAUUACGCCUGGGACCUCUUCAAACUCCUCGCCUGCGUUGUUUAUGCGUCGGAUGCAGAUGAUCUCAUUCGCUGUAAAAUACCUGCUGCACUGCUGUCUCCCUUCGGAUGCUUUUAAAGAUGAUGAACAUUAUGGAUUUAAUUUCGAUACUGUACAGUUAUGCAUUACAGUGAAUGUUACGGCCUUAUCGAUUUGACAAAGGUCAUGUUUAUGUUUUCAGUCCAUCAUGUUAUAUUAAUGCUGUUUUACUAAAUUAUUUUAUCAUUUAAUGCACAACAUGUCACUUUUUUAAUAUUCGCUUGAUAUUUUAGUUUAGUUCUUCCCAAAGUCAAAAUCACAAAAGUUCACACAGGACGCAUCCUGGCGUUUAAAAUUUUUUUUUUUUAUUAAUUGUUCUUAAAACAGUGUUUCCAAAAGAUUAUAUUUUUCACUCCAACAGCAAAAAUAAACUCUAAUAAAAUAUAUUGUAAACUGAAAAAAAUUAUUAAUUGAAUUUAAUCAUUUUUUUAAGGUAAGUGGUUGCAAUCAAUUUAUUUAGGCUACAUUUAAACAAGUUUUAUAUUUUAUUUUACUUUACUAAUCUUUACUAAUCUAGCUUAAAUAAAUUGAUUGCCACAACUUACCUUAAAAAAUUGAGUAAAUUCAAUGAAUAAUUUUUUUUUCAGUGUAAUAGUAAUUUAUUACAUUUGAAUAAUAAAAGUAAUAUUACAAUAAAAGUGUGAAACUGUAUUGUACACAUAUGAACGAUACAGUAAGGGGUUGUGCACACCAAAACUUUUAAACACGUUUUGAAAACGCCUGGACAACGCCGAAUGUGUGUGCCUGCUUUCUUCCACUGUGAUUGGACGGCCGUGUGAGAACUGACAUUGACGAGCGAACUUUCAUCCAAAGUUGAAUAUUUUUCAACUCUCGGCGCUCAGCGCAGAAAAACCGCCGAGCGUCGGUUUUCAGCGCAGAAGAAAACCGCUAGCUGCUGGCUUAUUUGAAAAAUGCCGCGCUUCCAUUGGAAACAAUUAAAAACAUGCGCCGACCGCGGGCGUAAAAGCGUUGUUGUGCACGCCCCCUAAGUUUGUUUCAUGAAUAUUACAAACCAGUGCUUCUUCUUGACUAGUUAGCAAAUGAGUCCAGAGACCAACAAUAAAAAAAUGGCGCAAGCAGAUGCCUUAACGCCUCCUGUGUGAAAGCCGAAGAAUGGUGCAGAAAUGGUCAAGUUUAGAAGUUUCAUGCUAUAAGCCAAGUUUUGGUUAAAUCUAGGGGGUUGUGGGUAGUAUAGAGUUAGAAAAAAAAUGCGUACUAUUUGAAUGCUUUAUGAAUGCUUUGUUAAACUAGACUAGUUGCCUGUUUUUAACUUACAGCCGAGAUCACCUUUCAACUUAAAGGACGUAAAUCUCCUUUGCAUAACUAUGUGAGCCAUAUUGUGUAGAUGCAAAUAUUAACCUCAACGUCGGACCUGUCUGAUGUGUGUCCUUGUGGAGACUAUGAACGGGACCUUCAGUACUGCUUUCGGUAGUGUGUACAACAAACUGUCCGUGAGCUCGAAAACUUGGAUGGCUGCAUCUUGAAAAUACUUGAAUUAAUUUAUGCUAUUUAUUUUAUUAAAAAUGUCUGCGUUUACAUUAUUAUAUCUAAUUUUUUUAAGUUUUAAGUUUUGUUAACUGAUUUAACUAUGGCAUUACCGUUGUAUCAGUGAUUUUAUGAAUGAGAUAACCUUUUAUGAAAGUACUGUAAUAGGCGCUAAUUGCAGAGCUUUGCUUUGGACGUAAUUAGGAUAAAUGUUUAUGUAAUGUUUGAGUAAAAGUGACUUGGAUGUGCCAGCUCAAACCAUGCUGUGCCAACACUACUCACACAACCAGCAGUUUGUGUUAACUAGGAGGGCAAUUGAGAAGGAUGGUCCGCAAUAUUUAUGAUUCAGUACGUUCGUGGAAAUCCCUUUUUAAAAUGGGUAUUUCUUGGCUGCUGGGUUGUCUUUUGGUUAGUAAGGAAAUUACAUUCAGUGUUCUGAGAGCCAACUUUUCAAGUCCGUCUUAUAAUGAUCAUUAAAUGGGCCAUUUCAUCCAAGUUACCAUUAUGCCACAAUGCCAAAUAUCAUUUUUGCCUAGAUUUUCAUUCAGGAUAAUGGGUUUAAUAGCAAUAAACGGCUUACAACAUC